This is a messenger RNA of Ceraceosorus guamensis, 443 nucleotides long. RefSeq lists its product as hypothetical. The record is from RefSeq and is a predicted model, not a curated record. NCBI's taxonomy places the organism in Eukaryota, Fungi, Basidiomycota, Exobasidiomycetes, Ceraceosorales, Ceraceosoraceae. Bases 118 to 357 code for a protein of 79 amino acids. The transcript has 2 exons.
CUGACUGACUGCACAUAUGGCUGCUGCACGCUGAUUCGCGCCCAGUCGGAGUCUAGGGCUGAGACCGAAUCAAGAUGCCGAGCUGAAAAGCGAAUCAUCAUAUACAGCAGCUUGAGUAUGAUGUCCCGCUUUGCUGGGGCCCGUACCGAGGCGGCGGCUCGCCGCGCCUCUCCGUCGGUACAGUCACGACGGUUUACUGUACGGUAUAUAGCUCCUCUUCUAAAUACGCGGCAACGUCACGCAACGUCUGCAAAACCUUCUGAUGCGCUCUUCCGGCGGUGGAGGACGAGUACGGGUUGCGCUACCGCCGUUAUCGCUCUUGUGGUACUUGAGCACUCGCAUUCACGAUUCGUAUAGUCUGAUAAAGUCAAAGUGCUGCACACUUGGCUCUUAGCUGGGAAAUCAGCUGCCGCUCGGCGUCGCUACGUGCUCACAAUGCAAUU